CCACAUGAUCAUUAUCUCUCCUUUCCCCUCUCUCUCUCUCUCUCUUUACUCACGCUCUAGGCCAAAAUAUCAUUAAUGUCGAUAUCCUUCCCCCUCUCACUUUUUAAAUUCUAGAGAAUAGUAAAUUAAUUUCCUAAUUAUCCCUCUCAUUUCUCCCAAUCUUUGCUAAUUAACUAAAUCUAGGGCUUAAAAAUUUCACUAUAAGUACUGCUUGUUCUUCUUUUUGUUUUUAACUAUUCCAAUCUUGUAGCAGCGGUGCAAUCUAAGAGUCGUUAGUUGUACUGCUCUGCCUUUUGGCGCUAAUGGAGAGCUGAUGGAGUGAUGUCGUGAUACAGCUAUCCCGCAACUUGGACACAGGAUCACAUUUUCUUCCGUACAACUUUGUUCUUUUCAGUCUAAGCCAUUACUCACAAUGGAAAGUAAACUUUGGAAGGUAAAUAAAUGAUGGGGGGAAGGUAAGAUUGAAAGAGGAAUUUGCUGAGGGAGAACUGAGUUGUCUGAUGUUUUUAGCGAAAGUGCAUCUUGGCAAGUACUACAAAAGACUAGCAGGAAGUAUUUAGAUACUCGACAGCAGCUUAUGAGAAUGAGCCAAGAAGCUAUUCAAGGGAAUAGCUCCUAUGCUGCAGUAGCUCUUCCUGUCAAGCGGGGUCGGGGUCGGCCACGCAAGGAUAACAACCUAAAGCGUGUAAAAACUGCUCAUUUUUCACCAGGGUUUGUACAAACAAAAGAGAUCCGGCCCCAACAAAUAGAUACAGUUAAUGUUGCAAAUGAUGGAAUGAUAGGUCAGGCUGUUACAGGUGUUGUCGAAACUGCAUUCGAUGCUGGUUAUCUUCUGAGUGUUAGGAUUGGUGACUCCAAUACAAAUUUCAGGGGUAUUGUUUUUAAGCCAGGGCAUUUUGAUCCUGUCACAGCAGAAAAUGAUGUGGCACCACAUGUUCCGAUGAUUAAAAGGAAUGACAUUCAUCUACCCAUUAGAAACCAAGUUCAGGUACAUGGCCAGGAUCGGUCUUUAGUGCGGUCUCAGCUAAAUGUAUUACCUUCAACAACAGCUCUGUCUGGUCAUUUGGUGGGUGCCCGUGGUGCUGUUGUUCCUGUUGUCCUUCAACCUGUCAACCUGACCAAUGGAUUUCCACCUACUAUGCAAGUUCCUCCAGUUUCCGCCCAAGCUGCUCAUAUGACAGCUCUAAAGGAGAGAAGUUUGCAGACUGUUUCUGCCUUGGCUACGCUGCCACCCGAUGGAUCACUAAUUGAAGUGACCAAGGGCAUUGAGGCCUCUCAUAAGUUGUCAGCAGAGAAAUUGAGUGUGCUCCUGGAACGAGAUAUUGGCGACAUGAAUGAACUUCCUUCUGUAGAACCAAGCGAUUCCAUGAAUUCUCCUCUUCCCACAAAGAUUACAUCUGUUUCAAAACCAUUGAUGAAUUACGGGAUUGGCAGGAUGACGGAGCUUUUACAGGCAGUGCAGGAAAAUCUAAUGGAGAACCAGGUGCUUCAUGUUGGGGAAUCAUCCAUUGGCCCUGGUGAAGAGCGUAUUAGAAAGAGGAAUCCAAAAAUGGAUGGUUAAAAAAAAGAGGAAUCAAGUGUUCAGUAGGGAAGACAUCCACAAAUUGUGAUAUCUGAUGUCUUUCAUCCCUAGCUCAGAGAGACCUCGAUGGCACAUGCAGUUGUUAUUCAAUUGCUUCUGAAGUUGUUCCUUGUCUUUUCCAUGGAAUGACACAUUUGAGGUGAAAAAAGACCAGAAAAUGGGUUAAGUGUUGGGGGAGUCAAAAUUCCCUUUGUUUAGCAUGGAGAGGUUCUUGUUUUGUUAUUUUCUUAAUUUGCUUAGACAUAAUUUCUGAAUUUUCUUUUGGUGCUUUAAUGAUGAAAUUGUCUGAAAAGCUAAUCUGCUGUUGUUCUGAGGACAAGCCGUAAAGGACCAGAGGGGAAGAGUGACCCUUCAAUUUUCUUUCA
Capsicum annuum is the source of this 1947-nucleotide messenger RNA. RefSeq lists its product as uncharacterized. The transcript is spliced from 4 exons. Bases 578 to 1561 code for a protein of 327 amino acids. Lineage: Eukaryota; Viridiplantae; Streptophyta; Magnoliopsida; Solanales; Solanaceae. The record is from RefSeq and is a predicted model, not a curated record.